Molecule: messenger RNA, 899 nt
Organism: Schistosoma haematobium
Lineage: Eukaryota; Metazoa; Platyhelminthes; Trematoda; Strigeidida; Schistosomatidae
Exons: 4
Coding region: 103-471 (122 amino acids)
Biological process (GO): regulation of barbed-end actin filament capping
Cellular component (GO): cytoplasm; nucleus
Molecular function (GO): protein binding
Source: RefSeq, a predicted model, not a curated record
CUAAUUUGAACGACUACAGUUUGAUUUUGUUUAGCCUAAUUCUUUACUCCCUACUAAGCGGCCAGUUAACCUGUGACCUCGAAGUCAGCUGGUUGUGUCGAUAUGCAUUAUGAACAGUUGCUCUGGGCUGUUAAAAAUGGUGACUUGCAAUCGAUAAAAGAAAACAUGAAUAAUUUGUCUGGGGUUAAUUCUACUUUUAAAAAUGGAAGAACUCUAAUUCACUACGCUGCUGACUAUGGACAGAAAGAAAUAUGUGAUUACCUCAUACGAAAUGGUGCAGAUUUAAAUGUUAAUGACAGUUUUGGAGUUACACCUUUGCUUGCAGCCAUAUAUGAGGGUCAUAUAGAUUGCGUAUCUUUGCUGCUCAACAAUGGCGCAAAGCUGGGGCUAGCUCCAGAUGGCUCAACGUACGUCGACUGUGCCGCGUCAGAAGAUAUAAGGAAUAUCUUGAGAAACUACAUAACUGUAUGAUACGAGAUGCACAUAAUCUACACAAUGAGUGCCAGAAAUUUUGUGUUUUCGUUCCAAAGACCGUCAAUUUAUUGGCACGAAUAGAUUCUCUCCGAGUUUCUUCCAGUGCACGUAUUCCAGGCUGCAAAAUGAUGGUUGCUUAAGAGCUUGCACAAUAUUUUGUUCUCCACUUCUGCUUUAUGUUCACUUAACUUUAAACAUUAUUGUCCAUAAAACAAGGUAUAUUUCCUCCCUUUGUACACAACUUAUUUUGUGAUUUGUAUGCUUUAUUAUGUGUAAAUUUUUCUAAUAAACAUUUUUCCUAAGUUCUUAUUUUUUCUUAAAAACUUGGAUUUCAGUGUUUGUAUGUACUCAGUGUUAUAUGCCUAAGAGUUGUGUUAUGACUUCAGGAAAUUAACGUUUAUAUACCAUUGUUUGGGUUUUUUAUU